AAGCUCUCCGCCGGAAGUGGCUCCUCUGUUGCGUCCUGCUUGAUUAAUGGAGCUGCGGCUCUGGACAUUUUAGAGGGGAGCACGUUUACUUGUUUGGGGAGCGGAGUUGCACACCUGACCCGCGAGCCGGCGCGUGACAGCGAGCGUGCGCGUGGGCUCCGCGUCCCGCAGGAACGUGUCCACCUGAAAAGUGCGUCUGCACUUGACACACUGGGAUAAAAACACACGCCCGGGGCUAAAACGUGGAGUUCUGCGGACUUGGCUGUGUUUCAAGCAGCACCGGAACAUUUGAUUAUUUUUUUCCCCUAACCUCUCACGGAUCAUUUCAACCUUCAGUUUUCUCUCUAUCUGCUCUGACUGGAUUCAUCGGCGUCUGGUCUCCGCUGUGGAUUGUUAAUAAUAAUAUUAAUAUAAAAAAAACCCCAGAGAAGUCGGUGACAGCCGAACCCGAGCAGUGCGGAUCCGUCUGACGUCCUCCCGCUCUCCCCGACGCUCCUCUUCUUCCCUCGCCGUCGAAAUCUGCUCUUUAACUUGUGAAGUGGAGGCUGAGUUGUCGUGUGGAGACGUUCCGCUCCGUCCUCAUUGUCAUUCUGGUCUGGAAUGGUUUUGGAGAAGGCGUGCUGGAGUCCUGCGCUUCAGCCGUUGCGCGCGUCAUUUUCCCACUCGUGUCCUCCAGAUUAAUCAUUUUUUCGGGGGCUGAAUUCAUCCGGUCUCCUGCAGAGCGCUUGGAGCGGCUCUCGUGUCUCUCACGGUAAACCAGGAAAGCAACUUUGUUCCCCAUCUGUGGAGCUCUGAAGAGGACGUGGACUGGGACUCUGGGAAGAUGCUUACUGGACUGUAAUAUUUAUUCAUUUGCUUCUAUAUAGAUUAUAUAUCUAUAUAUACAGAGAGAGACCUCGGCGGCGCGUCACACGCGCACUGUCACGCGUUCAGAUACACAUCUGCCCGUUGCGCAUCAUCCAAGUUGGAGACCCGCACCAGCUCACGCCUGCAGGGGAGCUUUGUCUGUCCACUACGGAUCCAAACUACUGGGACAACUGGGAUUUUUUUUUUUUACGCGCAGCCGGUGGGAUUUCUUCUACCAUGUCAGGUGUGAGGGAUUUCAGAUGGACUCCCAUCAUCUGCGUGGCGAUGCUUUCGUGUGCUCUUGCAGGUAAAGUCUCUCCCACCAGCUCGGAUGUCCUGUUCAGCGCCUCGGCAAUGACAGCCAGCCCUCCACCACCCAGCGUGUAUCUGCCUGCCAGCUUCAAAAUGUCCAAUGCAAAGCUGGCUUUCUUCUUGCGGGAGGCCCAGAUCACAGGACAAACUGUUGGCGGCGGCGGCAGGAGCAGCAGCAGCGGCGGUGGCGGCAGCGCUGGACAUCCGCUGCAGCGCUCUGAGAGUUUUGUGGUUUUCCAGACAAAGGAGCUCCCUGCCAUCAACAUAAGCUUUGGGCCUUUUGCCCAGGACCAGGCUUUAUCCAAGGAGCUGCUCCAGCCAACGAGCCCUCUGGACAUCCCAGGCCAGCUGACGGUGGGCUGGAAGGUGCGGGCCUUCAUUGUCCAAGCGAGGGUCUUCUCCAACAACCCCGUCGUCCAGGUGUUCUUCUACAUCGCCGGUCGGGACUGGGAUGACUUCAAGGCUCAGGACAACCUGCCGUGCAUCCGGCUGCACGCUUUCCGCGACGUCCGGGAGAUCAAAACGUCCUGCCGCAUGAGGGGCAACCUCGCCCAGUGCCUGGCCCAGCUGGAGCUGCCUCCUCCCUGGUUCAACACCAACGUGGCCCCGCUGGGUCGCAGGAAAAGCCCCGGAGACGGGCUCCUGGACGGAUUAACCAGCGAGACCCUGCAGGCCGAGCUCUACUACACGCUGCACGAGCCUAAUCUGGACGGGGAGUGCAGCGAGGGCCACCGAGGAGGCGGCGGGGCCAGAGGAGAGCCUCUGUCACAGCACCCUCUGCUGCGCAUCGGAAGUAUCAGCCUCUACCAGGCCAGUCAGGAGCAGCUGCUGGUGGACAAGCAGCUGGACAAAAACAUGUUCCUCAGGCUGCCCGAGAAACCGCUCAAGCCCGGAGAAACACUGAAGAUCCUCCUGUACCUGAUGCCCAACUCCACUGUGGAACAAUUUACUCUCAAGGUCAAAGCGAAGAAAGGGGUGAACCUGCAGCAAACCAAGUCGAAGAACGCUCAGUGGAAGGUAGACUGGGAGGUUCAGUCCGGUGCCAAACAUUCCAUCACCACCAUCGACGUCAGCAAGAACAAAGCAGUAAAGCAGGGUGAUGUGUUGGGGAACGUGGAGCUCAUGCAGCUGGAUUUUGAGAUGGAGAACUUCACCAGCCUCUCCGUGACCAGGAGGAUCAACUGGAACAUCGACUACAAGGGGCAGACUCCGGUCCCCGACUCAGAGAAGGUGGUGACGGAGCUGACGGUGGUGCAGCGCGACAUUCAGGCAAUCAUCCCUCUGGCGAUGGACACGGAGAUCAUCAACACGGCCAUUCUGACCGGGCGCACCGUGGCCAUUCCCGUCAAAAUGGUCUCCAUAGAGAUGAACGGGGCAGUCACGGACGUCUCAGCCUUUGUGCAGUGCAAGUCGUCUAAUGAAGACAUUGUAAAGGUCUCCAUGAACUGCGACUACGUGUUCGUCAACGGCAAGGAGACCCGCGGCUCCAUGAACGCCAGGGUCAUCUUCAGCUACGAGCACCUGAGUGCGCCGCUGGAGCUCACCGUCUGGGUGCCCAAGCUUCCCCUGCAGGUGGAGCUCACCGACAGCACUCUGAGCUUCAUCAAAGGGUGGAGGGUGCCCAUUCUACCUGACAGGAGGAGCACCAGGGACAGCGAUGCAGACGAGGACGAGGACGACCGGCGGAUGAAUCGCGGCUGCGCCCUCCAGUACCAGCGGGCCAUGGUCAAAGUGCUGACCCAGUUUCACACCACUUCCACGGAGGGCACAGACCAGGUCAUCACCAUGCUGGGGCCUGACUGGCAGGUGGAUGUCACAGACCUUGUCCAAGACUCCUUGAAGGUGGUCAACCCGAAGAUCGCGGAGCUGGUGGACAGGACGAUCCUCGUGGGCCUGGAGCUGGGAUCCACCGUGCUGAAGGUGGAGUCUCCGCUGGCCGUGGACGCGGUGCUGGGGGAGGCGUCGUUCCUCGUCACGGACGACAAGGUUUCCAUCACGGAGCUGCGGGUGCACACCGUGUCGGGCCUCGCCCUGUCCCUGCAGCCCAGCCUAGGCAACAGCCACACCAUGGUGGCCAAGGCGUCCGGCAUCCAGACGCUCACCGUCCUCAAACAGGAGGCCAGCUUGUCUGUCUGGAUGCUUUUCAGCGACAACACAGCCGCUCCUCUGACUUACUUUGAUCCCAAAGACUACAACCUCAACGCCUCCACCCUGGAUGACAAAGUUGUGACGGUUUCCCAGGAGCCGCAGCAACGGUGGCCUGUGGUGGUCGCAGAAGGCGAGGGAUCGGGCGAAAUGGUGCGUGUAGAGAUGACCAUCUGUGAGGCCUGCCAGAAGACCAAACGUAAGAGCGUCAUUGCAUCUGCCGCCGUCUAUGUCAAGGUCCGCUUCGGCCCAGAGGAGGAUUCGGAGGAGGAAACGACCACAGAGGGUGAGAUUGAGCUGGCGUCGGUCACCAGACGGACAAUCGUUGAUCCCAACAUCAGUGGGAGAAUUUAUGAUACUUCUAACGAGCAGCCGGCGAGCGUUCCCGUGGAUUACACUAACUUUCCCACCGUCAGCAACCAAGAGCGACCGACUGAGAGCGACGAGGAGGAAGAAGACGACUUUGUGCAUUCACCACGCAACAUGACCGAUCUUGAGAUCGGCAUGUAUGCUUUACUGGGCGUCUUCUGCUUGGCCAUAUUGGUGUUUCUUAUCAACUGCAUCGUUUUUGUCCUCAAAUACCGCCAUAAGCGCAUCCCGCCCGAGGGCCAGGCCAACAUGGACCAUUCUCACCACUGGGUGUUCCUCGGAAACGGCCAGCCGCUGAGGGCCCAAUGCGAUCUGUCGCCACAGCAGGUGGAGAGUCCCAGCAACCCUUUGGAGGGGGUACAAACUUGCUGCCACGGGGACCACCACAGUAGUGGCAGUUCCCAGACCAGCGUUCAUAGCCAGGUCCACGGAAGGGGCGACGGCAGCUCUGGGGGUUCGACCAAGGAUAACGGCGAGGACGCCAGUUCACCCACCUCCAAACGCAAGAGAGUCAAGUUUACCACCUUUACCACCCUCCCCACAGAGGAGCUGCCCUACAACUCCAUCCCCAUAGCAGACGAAGAGGACAUUCAGUGGGUUUGCCAGGAUAUGGGCUUUAAAGACCCAGAGGAACUCCAUGACUACAUGCGCAGAAUAAAAGAAAUAGCCUAAGAUAGGAGGUGCAAUGUGAAAGCACUGCUCUCGACUUUCUAAAAAGAGACGGUUCCUUUCUAUUUUUCUCUUUUUUCAAGCAAGUGAAAGAUAAUUUCUCACAAACUUUUAAGGUCAGUUGUUGUUCUGGUUAGGGUUUGUUCCAUGUAGUUUGCACAGUGCUGUAAUCUCAUACACCCUCACACAGAAGAGAACGCAAGAAGCCAAAGACUCGACCAGAGGAUCUCAAUCACAAGAGAGACGUCUGUAAAUCUUGGCUACAGGAAACAUGUUUCACUUGGAAGCUGAGCCAUGACGACAUACGAGAGCUGCUCCCGUUUUUUUCAGGAUGUGACUUUUACAAAAUCCUGAUGUGGACAUGAGUUAGUUGUGUUUCAGUGGCUCAGAGGGACUCUGCAGGACGGUACCUACUCCAAACAAAGAGGCCUUUGAUGAACGAAUAACUGUCAAAGACUCUAAUUAAACCUGUUUUGAAAUUAAUUUUGUUUUUGCCAAAGUAGAAAAAGCAUUCUUUUAAUGGCAAAAUCUUUAUUGUCGUCGGUGUAGCACAUUCAUGAUUUGUAUUCAUCUUCAUUACUUACAUUUUCUACAUUUCGUAGGUAGAUGAAAGCAGUGCCCUACUUCAAUUCCUGGUGUUCCUGACAAAUCUGAUGCCUUAUAAAAACGGUCACAGUUCACUUAUAUCAGUGCAGGCACCCUGUUUUCUCAUUGUUCAGAGGCUUGAGACAGCUUAGUAAAGCAUUAAAGAAAAACACUACAGCUGUUCUCCAGCAUGAAGAGACGAGCUUCGCAUGAAAAGGUAACCUAAGGCACAAUCAGCCAACGUUUUUCAAAUUUGUAAAUGUUUAUAAUGUAAUUAAAUAAUCAUUCAUGCACAUCAAUAAACUAAAUACGUUACCGGGCUUCACACGCAUGUCAUGUCAGGCCUACAUACAUACAGACAUUCCUCUUUGUGUAUAUAAUUCUGUCAAAUUUGAGUUACUUAAAAUGUUAGAAGUUACUUUCUCCAAGGCGGAGGAAUGGAAAUCCGGUUGAACCUCUGGAAUCAUUAUAGUCCUGUGGCAGGUCAAAAGUUGCCCAAACUGGAUUCCUGUGACAGACGUAGGCUUUUAACUCUGGAAUCUCAUUCGACGGUUCAGUGUGGGAAUUUGCUAUGCACAGAUCAACAUUUUUAAAGAUUUAUUUCCCUUCUGCAAAUCUAGAGUUUCUGAGAAUGUAGGAAAUUUAGAAAUGCAUAAAUUGAGCUGUGUUUGAAUUGUCCAGUUAUUCUCAGGUCAGGUGUUUUGUAGCACUGCUCGACAUUUCUACUUUAAUUUUGUCAUCCAUUAACUGUAACGUGUGCAUUCUAACUUGAAUGCAAGUAAGCUUGUAACUCUGGCGAGCAAAAGCUAACAAUCAAAAUUUUACUUGUUGAACAGCCAAAGACAUUCAGCGUUUUGAGUAUAAAGUGGCUUCUUAUUGGCAGAAGACAUUAGAUUUUGGAAAAUAUUCAGAUGUGGGAACAAAGUAUUCAAAUCUCAACGGUAAACAUAUGCAAUUAAUGUUAGGAUACCAAUUAUGAUAAUAAAAGUUAAUGUUACCACACUAACAUUAAUAACUUGCUUCGAUCAUUGACAUUUCUACGCCUAUAUCUACAGAAACAUAUUAGGAACUUUAGAUUCAUUUAAAACAAACAGAUGCUUUCAAUGUCUCAACUGUUGAAAAAUUUGUCAGACAACAGGAUUUAAGAUAUAUUUCUGAAAUGAAUACUCAAACAUUUUCUAAGAUGUCAAUGGUACAUGUGCAUAACUGUUGGCAUACUAAGUAGCAUAAGCAUUUAGGCUAACUUUAGUGUGCUACUGCUAAUGUAACUAUUGUUGCCGACAAUAAAAUCCACCAUGUGUUGAUUUUUCACAGUUACUGAAGAAGCCCAAACUUGUAGGUUGUCACUUAUCUCUUGAUCAAUAAAAGCCACAGGCUAUAGCAUCAAGGUAGAAGUUUGUAAUCCAAUGCAAACGGUAGCAUGGUUUUAACCUAGCAAGCUAACCCUAACGUAAACAAAAGUUUUUGUUAAUUCAUUGAAAAUGCCCGA
This is a messenger RNA of Fundulus heteroclitus (mummichog), 6415 nucleotides long. RefSeq names its product transmembrane protein 132E (gene tmem132e). The record is from RefSeq and is a predicted model, not a curated record. The transcript has 9 exons. Lineage: Eukaryota; Metazoa; Chordata; Actinopteri; Cyprinodontiformes; Fundulidae. Bases 1084 to 4344 code for a protein of 1086 amino acids.